Messenger RNA from Trematomus bernacchii (emerald rockcod), 631 nucleotides. RefSeq names its product acyl-CoA-binding protein-like. The coding region runs from base 76 to 336 and encodes 86 amino acids. Gene Ontology annotation, biological process: fatty acid metabolic process. The record is from RefSeq and is a predicted model, not a curated record. Gene Ontology annotation, molecular function: fatty-acyl-CoA binding. NCBI's taxonomy places the organism in Eukaryota, Metazoa, Chordata, Actinopteri, Perciformes, Nototheniidae. The transcript is spliced from 4 exons.
CCUGCUUUCAGGACUUGUUUAACCAGCAGAGAGUGAAGGAGCAGCAGAAAGGUGUGUCACUUUCACACAGCAGUCAUGAAUGAGUCCUUUGAAAAAGCCGUAGAGGAGGUGAAGAAUCUGAAACAGAAACCAGGCUACGGCGAUCUGGGGGAGCUUUACGGUUUAUAUAAACAAGCCACAGUCGGAGAUGUUAACAUAGGUCGUCCGUCGAUAUUUGACCUCGCAGGACGGGGGAAAUGGGAUGCAUGGGAACGAAGAAAAGGCCUGAGCAAAGAAGAGGCGAUGGUGGCAUAUAUCGAAUUGGUGGAGGACCUGAAGAUCAAAUAUGGGAUCUAGAGUCUCACACCUUCUGUAUUAUUUCCAACAUCACAUUUCUCACUUUGUUCAAUAGACAACACAUUGGACUUCAUGUAGAACAGAUAUCACCUGCUGCUGUACGCUUUGCUAUUUAACUCCUGCGUUAGACCAAAUGUAAAACACUGGAGAAUGUUCUGAUUGCUCUUAAUGAAGCGAUGGGUCAGCAUGUGAUCAGUUUUAUCGCCUUCUGUUUCGAUUGCUAUUCUUUUGAAGUGCAAACACAAUGUACAUUUUCAUAUCAAAAUGUUAAAAUAAAAAGCAUUGGUUCACAAGA